CGUGUGCUUAAUGUGAAUGUUCUAAUGCGACGAGAUCCAUAGAAUCUCGAUGGAUCUCUAUGUGAUAUUGAUGGAAUUCCGAAUUCUGCUAGUUUCUUUGUUGAUAAGUUUGCUGCAAAAGUGUGAUGCACAAGGUGCUGUAGCUGCACCUAUGCCUGGCGGUGGCAAGGGACAAGGCGGUGGAGCUGAAGGUGGAGGUGCGUCCCUUGUGCCCAGUGUAUGCCGCAAGGAUGCUAACGGUACAAGUUUAAGUGUUGAAAUCCGUUUGCCCUUCAUGGACAUGGAGUUGAAUCAUGAGAGUCGUGUGCACGUGCUGCAGGAUCAACAGUUGUUAUUGGUGUUGCACGGUCACGAGCUGUUCCAGUGGCACAUUGGCAGCCAGGACAAGCGGCUCGUGCGUCUGGGGCAACUGGAGGGACGCGUGCGUCAACAGUUAUCCGUGGCAGCCGCAGUUGUGCUGUGGCACGAGGAUCUCUUACUCGCGGUGGCACUCAAGGAUACACUGGAGUUCUAUCAGCUGCCUCAGGAGCAACUCUUGAAUAGCUCGCAGUGGCACUUGCAUCCCAUACAAGAGUUCAGUCUGCCAGGCCCGUUGCAACAGCUGCAUUUACUCAAGACGAAACUGGACCAGGUGGUGCUCCUCCUCGCACUCAACUCCACGCAGACUCAGAGCAAGGUCAUCACCUUCGAGUGGCUGGAGACGUACUUUAAUCCCGUGGGAGAACUCAACUUGCCCCCAAUGGAGGCCUUCCAAGUGGUUGGACGUCAACCACACUACGUUAUCACUGGACGCUCGCUGCGCAGUCAAACCGCACUUGUGCUCAGCGUUUAUGAGUUGGAGACACCUUCGCUGCGACUGCGACGCCGACAGAGUUUAACGGUUCAUGCGCGGCACGUGUUGGCGGCACGUUUUCGCGGUCGCAACCACCUGAUUGCAUGUGGCAAGAACGCCACUGCGGCAUGCCUCCUCUUUCGCAUGGUCGAUGGCAACUUCGUGGUCUACAGGAAACACAUGUUAAGGCAACUGCAUUUUGGCCAACUGAAGGCAACUGAACUUGGUCAACUGCUGAUUGGAGCUCGCGUCAAUGGCGAUGUGUUGGUCUUCAAUAGUCACCGCUUGGACUGCUAUAGUGGAUUCGGUGGCGAACCCAAUCCCAGUGGCGUCUUCACCCAUCGCAAUCCACAGAAUGAAACGUUUCUAUUGCUCGCCUAUCAGCGACAAGUCGGCACAACAUUGCUCCGCAUGGUGCAACUUGUUGCUGCCAACGAUGCAACCAACUUUGAUGGCAACGAUGAUCUGAGCAGCGUGCAGCAGCAUCGUCAUGAAUUCGAGGAGACAAUCAAUGAGCUGCGCAGCUUGUUGUUGCGUCAAAAGCAGCAAGUGGAUGCACUGCGUCGUCUCACGCAAUCCUCGCAAGAAUUUACACAGCCCAAGCAGCUGCACCUGCGACAAGGUGGAUAUGUUGAGCAGGUGCAUCUGCAGAGGAAACACCUGCAAAGCCCCACGCAGCUGAAGCAACGCAUGGAGCAACUGCAUCAACAAUAUGCCGUAAACAGGCGGCAAGUGCGCUCAUUUGGCGUUGGCAAUGACUCGACUUCAGCUGGACAGGAGUUGCUCAAAGUGAGACGCUUGCAUGUGCAGAAUCUCAUCUACAAUGGCGAACUUAUGCCAGGCUAUUAUUUGGAUACAACGAACUCACCCAUACUGACCAUCAAGGGACAACUCUCGACGAAAACACUGCACACCCAACAGUUACUUGCACCACAGGGUUACGAGCGUCCCAGUCGCUCAGUGGAGCCUUUGGAGCAGAGUGAACACCUUGUGGUGCAACAUCUGACUGUGGCACGCAUCAAUAAUGUCUCCUGGUUCGAUUUCUAUGACUCACUUUUCCUUCACUCACGCGACAAUCUCAUAGAGGGUCGUCUAAUUGUUCAAUCCCGUGCGAGGAUUGUGAAUUUGGAGACUCCUUUGCUUAACGGUCUUGUAGUGCAGCAACUGUUCAAUCUGCGGCAACCACAGAUUGUGUCGUCCAACAUAUUCAUGUCGGCAUUCUUCGUAUCCAAAUUGGAUGCCCGACUUAUAAACGGUCUUGACUUUGCCAACGAUAUCGUAUUUCGUAAUGACAAAGAGACUUUAAUCAAAUCACCCGUUCAUAUAUAUCAGAUGAGCGUGUCGGGAGAUUUGCUUGUGGCAAAUAAUACCAAGUGGAAGCGCCAGAUGAUGGCGGAGGAUAACGCCGGAACAGGACAUAGACUGCAGCAAUAUUACACCGGUAGAGUCAUACUCAAUGGCUCCUUAACAGUGAACAAUGUGAAGCGGGACACAAAUGCAACAGUCCUGCAACUGGGAGACCAAUCUCUGAGAAGGGAGACUCUACACUCGGACUAUUUGUUGCUCCAAGGGGAACAGAAUUUGACUGCACUGAUAUUUGGCAAUGCAAAGUUAACGACUCCAGUGUUGAACAGCGCUCAAAUCCAUGGACAUCCGAUAGCUGAGCAUCUACUUAAUGUGCCAGGAGAUCAGAUUAAUCAGAAGAUUGAGAAUAAGAAACCACUUCACAUAAUAUUCAUGGAUGCCAAGAUUGAGGGAGAUGUAUACUCAACAAAUUACAGCUCUCGCCUCGCCGAACUCUCCAAGGAUGCAGUGCGUCAGGGGGAGACGGCAACAAUAACGGGCUACAAGCAAUUUGAGGCGCCCCUUACUGUAGAGAAUAUCUCCAGUCGAGCUCUAAAUGGCAUAGAUGUCAGUGAUCUUGUGCUGAAGUCACAAUCCUCACAGCACUUUACAAAUCCCAAGAUUUUUGGACGCAUUGUGGUCAAGCACAAUGUGGAAAUUGUGGAUAAUUUGGUCGUUCAAGGAUUGAAUAGUUUGGCAAUGGAGCAGCUGCUGCAACCGGGAUACAGCUUGCAACGUCUGGAGUUGCCGGAGACACCGAAGUUGCAACAACUGAAUUUUCAGAGAUUUAAUGGUCAGCCCUUUGAUGAGUUGCUGGGCAAGCUCAGUGUGGGCGAAUCUCAAUCUCAGUUGCUGCUCCACAAACAGCUCAUCAUCGAGGGAAACGUAAAGUUCGAGCGGGAGUUGCAGCUGGAAACAAUCAACGAUAUUCAAUGGGAUGAUUAUACAAUGCGUCUGGUUAAUGCCAAUGCCAACACCAUGAUCAGGGGCAAGAAGAGCUUCCAGGAGCAGGUGGUGCUGACAGAUGCCCUGCAGACGCCAAGCAUUAAUGGCCUGGACCUCAGCGCGUUGCUGGACAACACGUUGUUGCGUUCCACGCCACAGUCCAUUGGUGGCAGCUACACCUUCGACCGGAUGACGGUCGGCAAUCUGGAUGUGCCGGGGAUUAAUGGCGUGCCAGCGAACAGUUUCCUGCACACACGGCAAGGGGAAUGGCGACUCGAGGGGGAUCUCUAUGUGAAUCAACUGACAAUCAAUGGCAGUCUCAACUGCAAUCUUAUCAAUGAUCCGCUGCCUCAUCUUGAUGCUCAACUUGCCACACUGCAGCAGCGUGCUUGGCCCAAGAUCUAUGUACUGGGAGAUGCACUCUGGCCGGAGGAGAAGGAGGGGGAGUACACUCGCUUGGACUAUCUGCGUCAGCAUGCGGUGCGUCGUGGUGGCGUCACACAGGUGAUAACUGGACACGUGGUACUGCAACAGCCUCAACUGGGCAGCAUUGAGACGCCUCCAAGGUUUCCGGGCAACCUCAACUUGAGUCACAUUGCCCAGGAUGCGCUGCUGCGUCGUGCCCCAUUCACCCAGCUCAUCGAAUCCCCACAAGAAAUGCUGCAAGCGGUGAGAGCUCGCACCAUAAGUCUCCACAACGAUUGCCACUUUGAGCAACUGAAUCACAUCGAUCCCAUUCGUCUGAAUGCUUCGCUCUAUCGCAUUUCCAGUCGUCUGCCAAUUGGAGGGCCACUUCGCUUCAUGCUGCCACCAAAUGUGGCACAGUUGCAAGUGCGGGGACAACUCAAUGGCGGCCAUAUUGAUGGCAUCUUUGAGCAGUCACCGGAUGUGGAAUGGCCAGCAAUCCAGAUGAGGCAGUUACAGGUGCAACAGCAACUGCAACUUAAUGAAAUCAACGGCAUGAGUCUGCAGUAUCUGCUGCAACAUCGUGUGCCACUGCGAGGCGACACCGCACUGGAGAUAUUCGGCACUCUGACCUUUGAGGAUCUGGUGCUCGGAGAGCGCGCCAUGCUGCGAACCAUCAAUGGUAUUCCCCUGCAGAAUGUUGUCUACAAGCACAGUGAGCGAUUGCAAUCGAUAUCCGGGGCCAAGACCUUUGAGAAGGGCAUCGAUCUGCUGGGUCCAGUCCACAUGAUGCAUCUCAAUGGCAAGGAUCUGACUGAUAGCUAUCAGCAGAGCAUCUUCACGGAUCGCGACUACAGCAUCGAUAGCUUGGUCCUGGAUGGAGCUGCCUUCGAAGGCGGAUUGUUGCGUGGAGAGACGCGAUUCCGAUCCAUAGGAGAAUCGCGGCAGGCGCAGUCAUCACCUGGUCAGGAGCUGCGACAGCAACUCCAGCAACUGGAGAAGCAAUUGAGGAUUAGCCAGGAGAAGCACAGCAAGCGUCUGCUCUAUUUGGACUAUGAGCAGCAUCUUUUCGAGACCAGUUGGAAUGCUGUUGCUCCAGAGGACGAUCAGGUCAGCGACCUGGAGGCUGUCAUCAUGCCGGAACAGUCGAGUAUCUGUCAGCUAAAGAAGAAGCUGCGUGCCCAGCUCUUCAGAUCCCAACAGCGUGUGUAUCUCAGCAAUGUGAGCACUGCCGAUCCUCAAAUGCGGAUCAGUUCCACAAGGGGAACAAUUCGUGUAAAGGCGCACAACAAUUGCAACAAGUCCGACAAGUUUCGCAGUCGCAUCCACAUCAAUUGUCGUGGACAGGUGCACAAUCUGGGCAUGCGUCAGCACGUGGAGGAUCUUCAGCUGCAUGAGCAACUCCGUUAUAGUCUCUUGAUGAUCAGCACCUUGGAUGAGGUGCGUGUGCUGCGUGUCAAUGACUCCAACUGCAGCCUCAGCGAUUGGCAAUCCAUUCAGCCAGCAGCAGGUCGAAUCCUGCGACUCAUCCAAGUGAAUCCCGAUACUCUGAUCCUCUUGAGCAGCGCUCUUCAUGAGCAUCUUCCAGCGGUGGCCGUGCAUCGCCUCUCAGUGGAGAAUCAACGCUUCGAGCAGCUCCAGCUCAUCGAGGGUGACUACGAUCUGGUCGAGCUGCAGGAUCAGCAACUGAUCCUUAGCUGUUAUCGCUGUCAUCGCAUUGACAUCCACAUCUACAGUUCAUUGAUGCAACGCUUCCAGCCUCUUCAGCAGCUUCGUCUCGAGGCACGCAUCCAACAAUUGCUGCCCUUCGUCGUGGGCAACGAACGUCAUCUGCUUGUGCUGACCAUGGGAGGAUCUACCAACUUCUAUCUGCUGAGCUACACCCACAUUGGGGGUUGGCAACAACGCACCUAUGGCCACAUGGGUGAGGUGCUUUGGUCCUGGCCCCUCCUCCAAUCAGGCUCGAUCCUCACAACGACAACUCCUCUCUUGCUGCUCUGCGGAGAACGUCAUUGUAGCUUGGUGAAAGCUUUGCUGGAUUAGAGUUGACAACUCCCAGCUACUUCUGUAUAUAGGCAAUUAGUUGAGGUACUCCCUCACAUCUAAAGACACUAGUAACAAAUGAAUUUGUUAUAUGUUUACUCCAUUUCGUGUGUCCAGUAAAAUCUUCUCUUAAUGAAAUACCCCAAAUGUUUAAUAUUAUGUUAUUAAUUAUUGUUAAUGUAAAAAAAUAUUGUUCAUCGAAUUUCUAACAUUU
Drosophila innubila is the source of this 5783-nucleotide messenger RNA. RefSeq lists its product as uncharacterized. The record is from RefSeq and is a predicted model, not a curated record. Gene Ontology annotation, cellular component: cell surface. Gene Ontology annotation, molecular function: heparin binding. NCBI's taxonomy places the organism in Eukaryota, Metazoa, Arthropoda, Insecta, Diptera, Drosophilidae. Bases 50 to 5569 code for a protein of 1839 amino acids. The transcript has 8 exons.